GGGACGCGCACUUGGGAACGGACUGUCUCAGAUUGGGGGCUUAUGCACGCUGGCCUGGGAGACAUCGCCUGCUUUCUUAUCGCCGUAUGAGAGGGAUACUUCACCUGUUCACACCGCCUUGAGUUGUUCGCUUUCCGUUAGCACUUCCGAGUACCCCGCCAAACAACAUCUCGAAACAUUCACGCGUACCUGACUGGACCGUUCUUCCCUGUUCAGUCACUCUCCAUAUCCUCAACACCACACACCAUGGCGGACGAAGAGGGUGCCUCUCCCCGCGAACUUGUGCUCGAAGCGUGCCGACGCAACAACACCGAGCUACUCGAGGAAACACUAAAAGACCUUGCUGCUGCUGCCUCAAAGUCAGGAAAGAAGCCCGAGGACCAUGUGGCCGACAUACUGAACAACACACGCGACGGCGUGGGCAACGGCUGUCUUCACGUUGCUGCAACAUACGGAAGCUUCGAGGUUAUCGACAUGCUCCUCGACCAAGAGGGUCUCGAGAUUGACGAAAUCGACCGCAUGGAGCAAGAUACCCCCCUUCACAAAGCCGUACGCUACGUCAACUCGCUCGAAAAGUCAGUCUGGCCCCAUGGCCACUCCAUCGUCGCGAUGCUGCUAGAUGCGGGAUGCGAUCCAAGAAUAAGGAACAAGGCGAAGCUCAAGCCCAUUGAGCUGGCGGAUCCAAGGAACACAGAGCUGAGGAGCAUGCUACAGAAGGGAGAAGUUUCGAUGCUAAUGAGCGGCGACGUGGUAGAAGACGACGAUGAUGGACCAACAGGAAGUGCUAGUGAUAGCGAUUGAGGCGUCACAAAAGGCAGAGCAUGAGUUGGAAAAGACUUUUGGACGCCGGUUGCGGUGGUGACUGGGCUAUCGUCAUAGAGGCAGAGGUGUGUCUACACCUCACCACCGGCACUCAGCGUGCGCUACGCUACUGAACAAGUUCAUAGUAUUGGCUUUGACAGCCAUAGACAAGCAGCAUGUACCCAUCUGUUCCUCGCUGCCCACGAGCCGGCCUCGCGCAUGUCUGUGCCAUCUGGAUGGAGAGCGACUGUUGCUUUGGAUUCUCGUUUCUGCAUGUCGUUGUAAUCAACCCUAUUGUUUGGAUCCGAAG
Messenger RNA from Alternaria alternata, 1111 nucleotides. RefSeq lists its product as hypothetical. Gene Ontology annotation, molecular function: protein binding. The coding region runs from base 247 to 801 and encodes 184 amino acids. NCBI's taxonomy places the organism in Eukaryota, Fungi, Ascomycota, Dothideomycetes, Pleosporales, Pleosporaceae. The record is from RefSeq and is a predicted model, not a curated record. The transcript has 3 exons.